Messenger RNA from Branchiostoma floridae (Florida lancelet), 2350 nucleotides. Its product is annotated as asparagine--tRNA ligase, cytoplasmic-like. Gene Ontology annotation, biological process: asparaginyl-tRNA aminoacylation. Gene Ontology annotation, molecular function: nucleic acid binding; ATP binding; asparagine-tRNA ligase activity. Lineage: Eukaryota; Metazoa; Chordata; Leptocardii; Amphioxiformes; Branchiostomatidae. Gene Ontology annotation, cellular component: cytoplasm. The record is from RefSeq and is a predicted model, not a curated record.
GCUGAGGAUGCCAAACGUCGUGAGGAGAACCUAGAGGCGGCCAAACAGGUGACCAUCUCAGAGGACUCCAGCCUGCCUGCAGCCAAACUGAUCAAGAUUUUGGAUGCCACCGCCAACCGUAACUCCCGGGUUAAGGUGAAGGCCUGGUGUCAUCGCAUCCGCAGACAGGGUAAAAACCUGAUGUUUAUAGUGCUGAGAGACGGGACUGGCUUCCUACAGUGUGUUCUCAACGAUACUCUGUGCCACACCUACAAUGCCCUGGUCCUCUCCACUGAGUCCACAGUCUGUAUCUAUGGGGUCAUCAAGGAGGUUCCUGCUGGACAACAGGCUCCAGGAGGUCAUGAGCUCCAUGCAGAUUACUGGGAGCUGAUUGGUCUAGCCCCUCCUGGGGGAGCGGAUAACCUCAUCAAUGAGGAAUCCCAUGUUGAUGUGCAACUUGACAACAGGCACAUGAUGAUCAGAGGAGAAAAUAUGUCGAAGGUGAUGAAGAUGCGCUCAGUGGUCAUGCAGUGCUUCAGGGAACACUACUUCAACAGGGGGUAUUGUGAGGUAACCCCUCCCACCCUAGUGCAGACCCAGGUAGAAGGUGGCUCCACCCUUUUUACUCUGGACUACUUUGGAGAACAGGCAUACCUGACCCAGUCGUCCCAGCUGUACUUAGAGACAUGUCUACCCUCAAUGGGCGAUGUCUUCUGUAUCGCUGAGUCGUACCGAGCAGAGCUGUCCCGUACACGCAGACAUCUGGCAGAGUACACCCAUAUAGAAGCGGAGUGUCCCUUCAUCAGUUUUGAUGACCUGUUGUCCCGUGUAGAGGACCUGGUGUGUGACACUGUGGACCGAGUCAUCAACUCUCCCUUCGGCAACCUGCUCAAGGAGGUCAACCCGGACUUUCAAGCCCCAAAGCGCCCCUUCAAGAGGAUGAACUAUGCGGAUGCCAUCAAGUACCUGAAGGAAAAUGACAUCAAGAAGGAUGACGACACCUACUAUGAGUUUGGGGAGGACAUUCCUGAGAUGCCAGAGAGGAAGAUGACUGAUAAAAUUAACGAGCCCAUCCUACUCUGUCGCUUCCCAGCUGAGAUCAAGUCCUUCUACAUGCAGCGGUGUGAGGAGGACAGACGGCUCACAGAAUCUGUUGACCUGUUGAUGCCUGGUGUGGGAGAGAUUGUGGGUGGGUCCAUGAGGAUCUGGGACUAUGAGGAACUGUUGGAGGGGUACAAGAGAGAGGGCAUCGACCCCACACCUUACUACUGGUACACUGACCAGAGAAAGUUCGGCACCUGUCCCCACGGUGGUUACGGGCUGGGUCUGGAGAGGUUGUGUUGGAUGAUGGGUAUUAAUCACAUCCGCGAUGUCUGUCUGUACCCCCGCUUCAUCGAGAGAUGUCGGCCCUAGAAAACUCGCGCCUGUCUCUACCUCUGCUUCAUUGAGAAAUGUCCAGCUCUGACAUCUUCUCAGGCAGUCCUAGAUCUGACAUUGCCAUUUCUAGAUCCAAGAAAUUCCAAAAAGAUACAUUUGGAAAUGAUAAGCAUGCAUGUAGAACUUGUCUUGGCUACAAUACAAAAUUCAAGUACAUGUAAUCCAUAUGUUGCCUUUCAACACCAAUAUUGCACAGAUCUUCUGAGAGAAAUGUUGGGACCCAGAGUGAGAAGUUUAAUUGUUGAACCAUCAAUGUUCAAAUAGCAAACUACAUGUUCAUGCUUUUAAGCUGAAAUAAGUAAAAUAUUGGCUACGUAAAGCCUGUUGAAAGCCUAUCUUGAAAGAUUACAAUGUAUGUGUAAUGCAACUCCAAACUUCGAAAUAUGUAUGGAUGUGCCAAUGCACUGAUGAAUGCAUUCUGUAUAUCAAUGUCAAUAUUGACACAUUCUUGUUUGUGUUUUAUAUGAUUCAUCAACUGAUACCUUUUCUUAAAGAUUGAUUUGUACCUACAUGUACAUAUAUUGUAUCAACAUUAGAUAGAAUACAAAAAGUACAAUGUUUGACAAAAUUAAUACUAGUAGGUACAUAGAUUUCAAUUAUACCAGUUUAUACAAAGAGAAAGGUUACGUUCAGGUCAAACUCCUGUAGAAGUUUGAAAUUGUGGUGGUUUAGAAGUUGAAUUAUCCUUGGAUAAGUUAUCAGUUAUUGAACUGGUGUUAGUGGUGAUGCUAGUUUUUUGUACUAAUCAUGGCUUAAAAUAUUAAAUAAUAAUAUGCAUGCGAGAAAACUUAAUGCUAGAUUAUGCCAGGCCAACCUAUAGAAAAAAAAUGUAUAGACAAUGUUGCACAAAAUGGUUUAAAAUAUUCUGUUUGCCUGUGAACUCCUACCACCGUGAGAAUAAAAAAAGAAUCUGCAUUAUGUUGAAUCCACUCUA